Messenger RNA from Lachancea nothofagi CBS 11611, 3405 nucleotides. The record is from the annotation of a GenBank genome assembly. Lineage: Eukaryota; Fungi; Ascomycota; Saccharomycetes; Saccharomycetales; Saccharomycetaceae.
AUGGAGAAACACAAAAUCAAACAGUCCCGGAAGGGAUGCAUGAUGGGCAUAUUCCUGACCCUGGCAGUUCUGUGCAGUUGGGUUUUGGUGCGUGAGCUGCCGAAAGUUGCGCGCUCGCCUUGCAAGGUAUUCCGCAGUAAGAAGCUUUUUCAUGAUGCUCGAAUAGAACGCCGCAGGAGAACCUCGGAAACUCUGUAUGAACUUCUCAGCGACUCUCGAGACACUUACUACGACGAGGAAGCCUGGGUAGUAGGAACUAGUUUCUUCUCCGAAAACACAUAUUCUCGACAACCAUAUGUGGCCAAUGGAUACCUCGGAAGCCGCAUUCCAAACGUUGGCUUCGGAUAUGCUCUUGACACUUACAAUAUAUGGACCCCUGACGCAUCGAUUCCAGGUUCCUUGGAUAAUGGCUGGCCGCUGAGAAAUCGCCGUUUUGCUGGGGCUUUCGUUUCCGAUUUCUACGGUCUGGAACCAAAAUUCAACUCUACCAAUUUCCCAGAGCUGGAUGAAAAAGGCUACAAUAGCGUGCUUUGCGCAAUUCCGCAGUGGACUGACAUAAAAUUCUCCAUUAAAAACGACACCUUUCAAUUCAACGCACAAAGUGUCAAUCCUAGCCAAAUUUCCAAUUAUCAACAAAACUUGUCUCUUCUCACUGGCACAGUCACAACAGAAAUGGAUUGGCUAGAUGUCUUACACAUCAAGUCUAGCGUAUUUGCACACAGAAUACGACAUCCAUUAGGAACUGUUCAAUUGGAAAUUUCUUUGAUCCCGAACAAUCCCGAACAAUUGGAGGUGAUUGAUUUGCAACUCUCAGACGUGUUGAAUCAUUCAACUUCCAGAAGAACAUUUUUGCGGGAUAUAGGAUACGAUUCAGGGGGUAUUUACAUGGAAGUCGAACCGAAUAAUGUUCCCUACUCGUCGGCGGCUUUAUACUCGUCCUUAAAAAUUUCUUCCGCCGAGACCAACAUUGACGGGGUAGUUUUCCAAUUAAAUGAUGGCGGCACUUCUGUUACAUGCAAACACUUACUACAACUCACAUCUGAUAACUCUACCGUCACGAUAAAUAAGUUUGUGGGUAUCGUUUCCUCGGAGUACGACCGAUAUAAUAAGGCUAUGUCAAACUUGGAUGCCGCAAAAGAUGUUGUACGGUACACUCAAACUGAAAGUUAUGAGUCUUUAGCUGAAGGGCACCAACAGGAAUGGAUCAAACUCUAUGACAAUGCGUCCAUUGAAAUCCCAUCCGAUAGCUUGCUCGAGUUAGCUGCUCGGUCAUCACUUUUUCAUCUUUUGGCGAAUACUAGAAGGUUCAAUGUAUCUCAAGAAAGAGGCUUACCUGUACCUGCAUCAGGUUUGAGUUCAGAUUCUUACGCGGGCUUGGUUUUUUGGGAUGCAGACCUGUGGAUUAUGCCUUCUCUUCUUCCAUUCUUCCCUGAUAUCUCAAAGCAUAUGGUCACUUACCGUCAAAGUACCCACAAUCAAGCCAAAAUUAACGCACAAGAAAACGGCUACCCUGGGGCCUUAUACCCUUGGACUUCAGGAAGGUUUGCUAACUGUACUUCAACGGGUCCGUGUGUUGACUACGAGUAUCACAUUAACAUAGAUGUUGCAAUGGCUUCAUUCCUCGUUUACCUCAACGGUGCCGACGGAAUUGAUGACAAUUAUCUUCGAGGUACGACAUGGCCUUUGGUUAGAGAUGCAGCACUCUUUUUUAGCUCCUACGUUGACUAUAAUCCCGCUUUAGAUGCGUAUGAGACCCACAACAUGACAGAUCCGGAUGAAUAUGCAAACUUCAUUAGCAACGGGGCCUUUACAAAUGCCGGUAUCAGAACCCUUUUGAAAUGGGCGACUGAUAUCGGACAUCAUCUAAAUGAAAGCGUAGACCCUAAAUGGGCUGACGUGUCGAAGAAGAUCGUAAUUCCUAUUUCAGAUACUAACAUCACCUUGGAGUACUCCGGCAUGAACGCAUCUGUUGAAAUCAAACAAGCUGAUGUAAUGCUAAUGACCUACCCGCUUGGUUACAUCACGGAUGAGACUAUUUUAGAUAACGCAAUCAGGAACUUAUACUACUACUCUGAACGACAAUCAGCCUCUGGACCAGCUAUGACAUAUCCAGUUUUUGUAGCAGCCGCUGCAGGUUUGUUGAAUCACGGGUGCUCCUCACAAAGCUACCUUUACAAAUCAGUUCUGCCAUACCUUAGAGCACCAUUUGUUCAGUUCAGUGAGCAAUCGGAUGAUAAUUUUCUCACCAAUGGUCUAACUCAACCCGCGUUUCCUUUUUUGACUGGAAAUGGUGGAUAUUUACAGAGUUUACUGUUUGGUUUGACUGGGCUGCGGUACUCUUACGAGUCCAAUAAAACUACUGGACAGAUUACCAGGCUUUUGAAGUUCAACCCAAUCAAGUUACCUCUACUAGCAGGAGGCAUUACUAUAAGGAAUUUCAAAUACAUGGGCCAAGUUCUAGAUGUUGAAAUAGGCGAUGAAAACGCGACGCUUGUGCAUAAAGCUGGCGACCAGCCAAUCAGGCUGAAGCUUCUCAAUCGCAACGUUAUUCACGAUCGAGAGCUUGGCAGGUUUGACUCAUCGCAUGUUCACGAGCUCAAACAGCUGCCCGUGAGGCAUGCUAUUUUGGAACCUGGACGCAAUCUAACUGUGAAGCUGUUCCGACCACUGCUGAAUAUCGACAAUAAUCUUGCGGAGGGAAAACAAGUGACAAAUUUUACAACGGGAGUGCCUGGCGAUGUGAUUUACUCGGUCACGGAUGGCAAUAACUAUACACAUUGGCAACCUCUCCACAAAUGCGACUGCGCAAAGAUCUUGAUUGACUUGGGAGCUGACAAUGAGCAAACUUUGACCGGAGGAAUGAUUAUGUGGGGCAAACGGCCAGCUCAAAAUAUUUCCGUGUCCAUGUUCCCGUUCCAUGGUAGUAUAGAAGAAGCACUUUUCAACGCUUCUGCAAUAAUUGAAAUGUCGGGCCCUGAGACUGAAACGGAGAUUAUGGGUUUCAAGGGGGCGGCGUCAGAUGUGAAAUUGAAGCUGAAGGAGACUAAAGAGAAUUGUUUCGAGGAAGAUUACCAAUACUUGAUGCAAUCACAGCGGUUGGACAUUGGCCAGCUAUCCAAAAUUUCGCCGGAAUCUUCGUUACUGAAGAGCAAGUUCGUAACAAUCCUGAGAGAUCAGAAGGUUUCGCCGUCAGUGCCCUACAUCGAGAAUGACGAGAACAAAGACCGCAUUAUGAUCCCCCAAAGCAAUACCACUCAAUUCACAUUUGACUACAGCUAUUAUAGCAAUCACUCAUGUGCUGCUGACUGGCCGCCUCCAAGAUUUGUGCUUGUUCACGUCCAGGGCACAUAUGACAACGACGACGAUCCUCGUGGUGCUACUAUCAAGGAAAUUGCACUUAUGUGA